Pelagomonas calceolata is the source of this 15177-nucleotide messenger RNA. The record is from the annotation of a GenBank genome assembly. Lineage: Eukaryota; Pelagophyceae; Pelagomonadales; Pelagomonadaceae.
AUGGACACGACCAUGCGGUCGCAGUCGGCCGACGGCCCGCGAAAACUGCCCAGACUCGAACCCGCGGACGUGCUCACGGCCACCUUCCCGCACCUGAAGCGCUCCGCGGCGGUCGAAGCACUAGCGAACUCACCUCCGUCCUCGCCCGUCACCAAGGGCGAGAAGAAAGUUUUUAGACCGACAGCAACCGCAGCGGCAGCCUUGACGAACGAGACGGGCACGGACACGGUCAAGUUCUUCGCCAAGGCCGGUUCAAAACACCCUACAAAAUUUGUCUGUUUAGUCGGCGAGGACGGCCUACGAAGGGAAGCGGCUGAAAGAGCAGCAAUGUACGAGGCCAUUGCCGCGAAGGCCGCGGAGUCACGUCUGUUCAAGGGCGAGAAGCCGUUACCUCCCAAGAAGCUGACACCUUUACCUGUUACUCAGAAAGACGUGAGAGAUAGAGUAGUGCAGGACUUCCAGCCCUACAACCUGCGGAAGGUCAAUUUGAUCCAGUCCGAGGCCGCCGCCAAGAAACACCACAAAAUUUAUAGUAUGACGGCGACCGCGUUGGUGCAACUCCAACCGGGACCCGGCCAAGCGUUAAAAUUGCAAGAUUGGGCCUGGGCCAAGUCCUGCUUUAAAGUACUUAGAGAGUCAUUUAAGAUCUUCCGGUACGCUCGCGAAUUACGAUUAUUAUAUAGAUGGAAGCUCUUUACCCGGAGAAGCAUCCACGAACGACUGAAACAAAAUUUCGAAAAGAAGUGUUUGUUAGCGCGCAUGUCCUUCGUGGAGCCCAUUUUGGAAAUCAUGGCGGCGGCGCGGGAAGCGCGGCAGGUGGAACUGUUGGAUCUGACGGGUAAGCGAGCUCCAUUGAUAGACGCCCCACCACGAUCACCAUCACAAGACAUCGAAGACCGGGAUUUUGAACAAGAACCGGAGACGUAUCGGGACAAGGACGCGGUCUUUGAACGAGGUGUCGACCGGCAGACCAUGCACCUGUGCCCCGUCGCGCGCGCGCGGAAGAAAGCGCUUAGGUUAGAGGAUGAGGUAAAGACCAUGAAAGAAGCCCCGCCUCUACAAAUAUCGGACCCGUCCGACGGCCAGCCUUUAGUCGGUCCGUCCAUGGCGUCGCCUACGAAAUCGAGGGAUGCGGUGGCGUCCGAGGCCUAUGUGGCCCGAGCCUUGGAAUUGGAUGUCUUUGAACGCGCCCAGGAGCUCGCUCGAGACGACGGGACCGCUAUUCUGGAGAGGUGUGUGCAUCGCGCGGCGGACGCCGUCCAGAAAGCGCGGGACAACGCGCAUACACUUGUGGAGCGCGAUGAUGCCAUAAAAAUUAAGGCUGAGGAACAACGGCUCCUAGACCAGGCGGGCGGCGUCGACGCUACCGACGGCCAGCAGUUCCGGAAGGACUUGUCGAUGGCCGAGGAGCGGCAGAUUGUUGAUGAAAGAAAGGCACUUGUAAGAAGAGAACGCGAGGAGCGGGUGCUCGUUGGCACGUUGGCGGAACUCGCGGACUGCGUCUUGGUGGCUUCGUUAUCUCAAGCUUGUUUAACAGCAACAAAAGCUUUCAGAGACCGUUUAGAUAUCGCGCGAUCCACGAAGCAAGGUCUGUUCGAGGUGCACGUCUCGUUCACGACGACUAGUGUAGAGCCGCCACUACCGCCGGCGCGAGGAUUGGCACAACCGACGUUGUUCCCUUCAUUAGAAUUAUUAGCACCGGUCGACGAGGAGAAGAAACGUAAAGCGAAGGAGGAGCCGCUGCGGACGGAACUAGAAUGGCGCGGCAAAGCAAACAACGUCACAGAUUCACAAAUUAGCGAGGCGAACGACGGCGCCGACAUCCUGAAAGGCGUUUCUGAUGUACAAUCUGACCUAGAAGAUGAUCAAAAAGCAGCUAUUCUAUGUAGAGGUAUGGGGGGUACAAAAUACACGCCUGAACCUUCAGAUGUGCAGCACGCGGCAGAACAUGUCCUCCAUCAAGCUAUAGAUGAUGUUGACGCUUUAUUAAGAAUCACGGCGAUGUGGCCCUUUUGUGACGACGUCGAAGCUUCAAAGGCGGGAGAUGAAGAAUGGCGCCGAUCGCUCAAAGCGAACCACGCUGCUGACAUUUGUCGGAAUCGGUGGCUGCGCGCGGCCGAAGACAUCCAGGAGGUCAAAUCCCAAGAAGCGGAGGUGCGGAGCCAGAUGAGCGCGGACUCGCCGACAGCCCCUUCGACGACGAUGACCGACGUCACGCUGCCGCACCACGGCUUGGUCAAGGCCAUCGUGCUUGCCGAUAGUGGGUUUCAAGAUGAUUCUCGCGUCAUCCUCAAGGAGAUCCUGCAAUCGUUUGCUGAAUGUGACGAGUUUGUUAUUUCAUUGGAUCCGGUGCGGUCGAUCGUCGAUACGAUACCAGCUGUGGCGGCCCAUACCCCAUCGGAAGGUGCAAUAUUUGGUGAAUCCUUACAACGGUACGGGAAGAACCCGAAGUGCUGGCGGUUGCUGGCCGUCGCGGCGUCCGUGGAUGCGCGCGCGGUGUUCCGGGACGCGUCGCGCAUGGAGCGGUGGCGUUUGGAAUUAUCUAAAAUUGCGGCCAAGGGCUAUUGUGGUGCGGUCGAGUGUAGCACAAGAGGUCUCCGGCGCGAUCUCGCGACGCAAGCGCGCCUGAAAAGAGCAGCGGCUAGGGCAUCGGCGAGACGUGUGUGUCGAGGCCACGCCGUCGCUGCAUUAGCGGCGGCUCGAAGCUUCAGAAGUUUAUUAGAGGACCAGCCCCAUCCGUUGCGAGCGUACGCGAGGCACGCGGCCCACGUCACGUCCUGUCGAGCCUUUGGCCUGCCCGCGCUCGAGGUCCUCGAGAAAAGUGUGAGGCGGAUCCACCAGGUCACGAGAAGGGCCUCACUCCUAGAAGACGGUUUUGAUCUCGGCGUGCCCGGCGAGGACAAACCUAUUAAUAGGGAACGCAAAGCCGCGGCGCUCGAGCGGGUCCAGCACGUCCUCGGCGAUGAUGGUCAUGACAUCACCUUCGAGGCCGAGAAAUGUCUGAGAUUGCUCGACGAAGAAUUGAACCUGAGACCGGGUGCCCAGAAGGCGCAUGCUACUUGGUUAGUACAAAGACUGGAAAGUGCACAUGACGAGGUCGACGAAUUGGUGUCGAAGUGCCGGGGCCAGGCCCGAGCGGUAGCAAGAGCCUUGUCCGGACCGCGCUUCUGUGCCGCCGACGUCGAGAGGUACCAGCAGCCGAUGCAGGUGCUGGACGACGUCGACGGCCAGGGGCGGAAGCUCAAUGCAGCUGAGGACGGCAGAAAAAAGCUUCAACAUCUAAGGAGGCUGUUAGAUUUCUUAAAGCUGAAGGAUGGUAUUGUUCCGGAGCCGCUACCUCGAGGUGUGGACCGGGAAAUUGCGGGCGACGCGAGGGCUGCUCGGGCCUUCAUGGGACGAAGUCAACUGCUCUGGACCAUGGUCGCGCGCUGGGCCCAGGUCUAUGAUACGUGGGUGUCCUCACCUUUGACAGCGUUUGACGGCACGGAGAUGGAUGCUGAAUCAAGGCUGUUCGCGUCCGAGUCCCAAGAUCUGGAAGCGAGGCUGUUCGAGCCCCCUAGCAUAGACGAGGACUACUAUUUAACGAUAGAACGGCGGAGCGUCCCGGGCGACGUUACGCAAAUCGGACGGCCCGACAAGAAGGCCGACGAGGCCUUCCACGCGCGCGGCGGCGGCGCGGCCCAGCGACUGGUGAGGGAAACGCGCCAGUUUAGGGAAUUAGCCCCGGUCAUUCUAGAUCUGAAGAACCCGAAUUUCAAGCAAAGGCAUUGGUCUCGUGUGGCGAAGUUGUUAGUACCAUCAGCACAAGUUCCCAUCAAGAUCAAUCCGCACGAAACUUCAUUGGGGGAUUUGCUCGACAUCGGCGUGGAGAAGCACGCCCAGCAGGUGUCGCAGAUCGCCAGGGACGCGACGGCCGAAGCUCGCAUAGAAGCGUCAGUGAAGAACAUGGCCGACGCUUGGAGAUCUGCGGAGGUUCCGGUCAUUGCCAUCCCUCAAGGGGAUGAUUGCGAUACGGAUGAUGAGGAUGAACAUACCUACGAACUCGGGCCGUUAGAUGAACUACACGCAUUGUGUAGCGACCACCGGGCGGCGCUGCGGGCCGUAGCAUUAGGUUCUCAUGGUGAGUCGUUAGCACCAUUGAUCUCGGCGUGGAGAAGAAGACUCGAUCGACUCGCGGAGGCCAUGGGCGUCGCCGAUAGUUUAGAGCGCAAGUUGAGGGUCCUGGGACCCACGCUGGCAGGCGAGAAAGACGGAGCUCUCAAACACGCCUACCACCGCUACCGAAGCGUCGAUAAGCGGUGGCGAUUGUUCUUAAAGUCGUUGUACGCGAAACCGCUACCGGAACGCUUUAUUACGGACGAAGGUGAGAGAUCGGACACCUCCAAAAAAAGGGUUGAGGAACACGUCUCCAAAGAAGAUAGACUAGCCUUCGAGAUCCCGGACGAGCCGUCAGAUGCAAAACUAAACCGGUGGCGCGACGACGCCGUCAUUCUGGAUGACUUGCGGGAUGAGCUCAAAACACAUUUAGAAGAAAAACGAGAAGCGUUCCCUAGAUUUUACUACUUGACGGAUCUAGAGCUCGUCACGGCCUUAGGCAACUUACGUAAUAGAGGCUCGGAAACGCUGAGGUAUGUGGUCCUGGCCUUGCCGCAGUUGUUCGACGGCGUGCGGACCGUGGACCGAGCUGUCGAGAAUGAAGAUGACGACGCGUCGAUCGGUUCCCUGGGGUCGCAGCCGCCACCCAAAGGUCGAAGGCCGCAACUCAUCGGAAGUCUGGUGGACACGCACAAGGAGCGACUCGUAUUAUUGAAACCGGUUCGCGUCUGGCGCGGUGUGGAAGUGUGGUUGUCAAAUCUAGAAAAAGAGAUGCGCCACGCUCUCAGGGCGUCCUUCGCCGAAGCCAAGUCCUCCAAGCGAAGCAAGAAGGUGACGACCUGCGCCCAGGUCGCUUUGCUCGUUCAACGGGUCAAGUGGACGCGCGACGUUGAGUUCGCCAUCGACGCGUCCCUGAAAAGAAAUGACCUCAGCGCCUGGGACGACCUGGCUGCUACGUACAAGCAGGACGCCAAGGAGAAGGCUGAGAUAUUACGCAGUCCGCAUGUGGCCGACGACGUCUCGAGGGCUGCGCGAUCGAAGAACGAAGUUUUGUUACUCGUCGCGCUGCAGCACAGAGAGUGCAUCACGUCCCUGAAAGAAUACGCUCAACAUAUCAAGAGUGAUCAAGACUGGUGCUGGCAAUCAUUGUUAAGGUUCUACGCGACUGAUAAAAAGAAGAAGAAGAAGGCUGAUGAUGAAGACGAGGACGACCCUCUGACGUUGGAUGCACAUGCCAAGCAAACGGACUUCAUCACGCCGAUCAAUUUGGAGUACGUCGGUUCUUGGCGACGGACCGUGUGGACGCCGCUCGCCGGGAGAUGUGUCCUAGGCUUGACGGCCGCAUUAAAAGCAAUUAGGGGAGCGUGCGUCGUGGGCGGCCACGGCUGCGGGAAGCGGGAACUCGUGGCUAAUUUAGCCACGGAGCUGUGGGCUAGAUGUGUGGUGAGAGAACCUUCCCAUUUCGGCGUGGCGUGCGACGGGGAAAGUCUCGCGCGGGCGGUAGGCCACCUCUUCGCCGGGACAGCCGCGACGGGCGCCUGGUUCGUCCUCGCUCUUGGUAGUUUGCAGCACCGGCCCGGUGGUUCUGACCUUGUUAGAUCUUUACUGAAAGCUGUGGCAGCAAAUCUCGAAGUGUUCGCAGGGGCGGUAGCGAAGAAAGCCGAGACCGUGUCGUUCGCCGGACGGGCCGUGCCGUUGCCUUCGAUCAAGUUAAGGCCCGGACAACUAGCGCCUUUGCCGCCGUUAGUUUGCGUCACACUAGGAGACGGCGAGGCGUCGCGGGCCCUGGACCACGGGCUCGCGCUGUCCUUGCGACCCGUUCGAUUAGCCUCACCGGACAUUUCGAGAGUUGUUUGUGGUGGCUUGAUCGCGCGGGGCUUCCACACUUCUGAAGCUUUACAAGCGGGCUCAGAUAUCUCAGUAGCAUUACAAUUAUGUCUAGAUGCGGAGCUCGGAGAAAAGCCGGAAGACGGCCACCCGCGGCGGCACCAUCUGCUGGCGCGGUGGGGCAUGCGGAGCGCGUUGAUGGUCGUGCGGGAGGCGGAGCGGUUACGGGAAACGGGCGAAGAGGAGCGCGUCUGCAUUUGCCGAGCGGCUCGUAGACUAUUACCGCGGGCGUUACGCGGAUCUACUGAUGACGAGACAGCCACCUUAGCUAUUGUAGAUAGUGUCAUGGGUUCAAGUGAUGACCGCGACGACGACGACGGCGACGCUACUUCCCAAACCUACUCCUUCAUCGAAAAGGCCUUUAUGGAAGCGUGCGGCGGCCGCCCUUCAUUUUUACAGUCGCAGUGCGCCGCUCGGUUGCUAGCCGCGACGCAGGUCGGCAUGGGCGUCGCGCUCGUCGGGCCGGCCGGCUGCGGCAAAUCUCUAUGUAUCCACGCGGCGGCGAACGCGGACGCGACGAAGACUGUGGUAGCUUCGGUCGCGCCGGGGGCUUUACCGCUGGAGGACUGCUUCGGGACCGCCAGUGGUUCGCAAGGCUGCGUGCUUUCUCGAUUGGUGAAGCUCGCCGAGCGGCGGCGGCGGAAAGUGGGCGGCGACGCCUGGAUCGUCUGCGACGGGCCCCUCGAGGCGUGCUGGACGGAGGCGCUCGCCGCAUCGAUUAGUAGUCUGACGGCCAAGGCCGUGGCGGCGGAGUUGGCUGGUUCCAGUAAAGUUGCGGUGCGGAUAUUGAUCGAGACGGACGCGUUGGGCCACGCGUCGCCGGCGACGGUGGGCCGCCUGGGCGUCGUUUGUUUGCCGUCGUUUCGGGAAGAUGCGAAUCAGGCGAUCGAGCGGGCGCGCGCGUUCUGUUCCCGUAAUUUACGAGGAACGAUGAAGGACGCGGUCGAUGCCUGCCUGCAACAAUAUUGUCCCCUCAAUGCCGCACUCGCGGUCGCGUCGAAGGUCGACGCCUGGUUGGAUAGAGGCGGCGCGUACCCCUUUUCAGACACGGCGACCAGCUCUCCUUCCGAAGAUGACAUGAGGCGCACGCAGGGUUUUGCUACACUGGUCUGCGCCUUACUCGAAAAGGACGUCGAUUCCACUGAUCUCGUAGCAGUGCGCGUCGCCGUCGCCUGGGCCCUCGCCUGGGGCGUGUUGGGACGAGCUCUGGCUUGCGGCGAGACCGACGACGUCCAAGAGCCCAUCCACAAAGACUGUAGCGCGUGGUUACAUGAACAUGUCAAUGCGGGCGACGACAAGCGCAUCGAGGAGGCCUGUGCCGGCCCGGCGCCGCGGCCGGACCUCCAGAUGUUCGCUCCCUGGUCGGCUCUAGCCGACCUCAGGAGAGAGGCGGCCGAGGCGAAGCGGCUGAAGGCGACGCACGUAGUCUCAUCAUACGUGGUCGCGCCGACGCCGCGUCUAGAACGGGCCGUGUUUGUGGGAAGGUGUUUUCUGCGAGGCAUGCGCGGCGGCGUCUGUUGCAUCGAAGGCGUUGCUGGCACUGGAAGGACCACCAUAACGGAGGCGCUCUGUUCUAGAGAGAGGCACAACGUCAAGAAAGUGCACUGCCACGCCACGACAACGUCGACCGGGUCAUUAUUAAAAAGGAUGCUGGCCCAGUUCACUCAAAUAAGGAAGCAGCCCUACGCGGAUGAAGAUGACGAUGGGUCAUUGGAACGGGACGCUAUCAUUGGUCCCCAACAACGGCAGAAACUUCUGUUGGUGGUUGAUGAUUGUUCCUUACCUCAACAAACGUCGGAGAGCGACUCCAUCACCAGAGAACGGCACGGCGGUUUAGAUGAGACCUUACGGGCCUUGCUGGACCGGGGCGCGUGGCACGAUAAUAUGAAAGACGAGCCGGCGGCGGCCGACGCGUCGCUAUCCGGUGGUUUAGUGCCUCCUGUGUUACGUCAUGUCAGUGAUGUAUUGGCAUUGGUGGUAGCCAGGCCGAACGAGCUCAGUGCCCGACUGAGGCGCCAUUUGCCCUCCAUACCACUCAUGCGGCCGGGGACCCAAGAAUUAGCCACGGUCUUCACGGAUUGCAUACGCGCGGCGCAUCCUGAUUUUGAGAAUAAGUCAGGCGACCUGGCCAAAGCAUCUCUAGCGUGCGCGAGCGUCUACAAACGCUUGUCCGAGGACCCCGACGCGCCAUCAAGCUUGCCUCCGGCCUUAUGUCUCGCGGCUCGCAUCGCACGAGGAGCUGUUUAUCUAGAACCGAACCAAACCACUCUCAAAUUGCGAAGAGGUUUGGCCCAUGAGCUCCAACGAGAGCUGAGAGAUGGAUUACCCUUCGCGAUGCGCGACGAUUAUGAUGAGGCUGUGAAACUAGAAGGCUUGCUCGCGAAGGAAGACAGGAUUGUGGUCAAUAACAAUGGUUGGUCCUACGCGGACCGCGCCGACGGCCUGCCAAAAUUAGAGUCAAGGUUAGCCCAGAAGAAGCUCGAGGCGGCCAUGACCGACGACGCGAGAGCCUCGAUGACGAAGAAGGGCAUCUCGCACGCGCGGCACGCGCACGCCGCGGAUGUUUUUGACGACGACGAGGACGAGCACGGCCCGCCGUCCAUUGAACGCUUCGCGGCGCACUACCAGCGCAACUUUGACGAUGCUCGCGAAGUUAAAGGUUUACCUGCUUCUCCGCUAGCUCCUUUGGAGAAGGGCACGGGCCACGCCGUGCACAUCACCCGAGCGUGCCGGGCUUUGGCGCGGGAAGGCGUGCCCCUGGUGCAGGCCGGGGUUCGCGGGGUUGGUCGACGUUCUGUUGCUGAUGUGGCUUGCCAUAUUGUUGGAGUGGAGGAGAUUGUGCACGCCUCGCCGCCGCCGGUGCCGCAUCACGUCGACGCGCGGCACCGCUCAUCAGUAAGGGAGGGCUGCGGCCAGGUGGCCCCCCACGCCAUGCACGAGGACGAGGACGAGGACUUCAAGGACCCGGACCAGAUCUGGAACGAUUUGCUAAGGGAGGCUAUCUUAGAUGCUGGUCGAAAUAGGAAAAUAUGCAUCAUUCUCAGUGACGGCCAGUGGGCCCACUCCGCCAUCACCGCGCGGCGACUAGACGAUGUCCUCUCAGCGCUGCAGACGGGCACGGUCGCGAACCCGUUGGUCGUGUGGCCAGAAGAUGAGGCAAAAAUUGUGAGUGAUUACUUGAAUUCGAAGCAGGAGGACAAGGAUGAUCAUGGAGGCGACACGACGACGGCGGCCUUGACAGCGUUCCGGGACCGCGUCAAGCGAUCUCUGAGAGUUGUGGUCAACGUCGCGCCGGACGACGCGUUCGGGCGCGGCGCGGCUCAUGAUGCCGCCACGCAAGCCUUGAAACGACUGCUGCCUCAUGCUACACUGAAUUUGUAUCAUAAAAUAGAGGGUGAGAAAGCAUUGGUAAGUCUCGCGGAACGAUGCCUGGGUUGUGGUAGGGAAUGGAGAUUAGCAGCACCGGAAUCGGAGCCGCUCGUGGCCUGGCUGGUGCGGCACGGCGACGACCCGCGCUACGCGUUGCGGGACGACGCGGAUCCUGAUUUAGCCCCUUCGUUAGAAGGCUACGCCCAGCGGUGCGCCAAUGAAUUGCGAACUCAUCUUUCUUCCCUAAGGUGUGUGAGAGCCUUUGCGCGCAAGGACGGGUUCAAGGUCCGACGCAUACAAAGGCACUGGAGGAGAGCCAAGGACCACUCCUUCCGCCACCUGAACCUCAUGGGCAAACUUACGGAGAUGCGGAAAGCCGCGGACCUUGUAAGAAUGCGCGGCGCCGCCUCGCAGCGAAGCGAAGCGGCUUUGGUGUGUGUCAAGACGUUUUUGGCGCGGCAGGAGGCGCCGAACGUGCCUCCACCCUCGUUAAUUGCUCUUAGAUCGCAACUCGCUUUAACUGCUAGGAUCGCCAUGAUCCGCGGAACACGGCUGCGAGCUGUGGAGAAUAGAGUCGCCACGGCUCUGGACAAACUCAAACAAAGCCGGAUCCAGGCCGAAUACUUGAGGCUCGAGAGCGUGGCAUCGCAAGCCAUUGCCGACGCUCGGUACGAGGAAUCGCAAGUGAUGCAGGUCUUACUAAAUAAGUGCGCCGAUGGGGUGGAUGACGCCCUGGCGAAGAUGAAUCGACAAGAAUCUAUCAAGAAGCGGACUUUAGACGCGCGCCAGCGCAUGUUACGGGCCCACAUGAAGACGCUCGGUACCGCGACGUUAGAACAGCUCGAGACGUCGACCGCUCAAAUCAUAAAACACGCGCCCUGCGACCCGACGGUGAAUGGGGGCGAGAUGCCCCACGCCAAGGCCAUCCAGCGCUGUUUGGAAGCUCUCUCGGCGUUUCUGCUGGACGAGGAACCUAGGGCCCAAAAGGGCUGGGACUCGUUUACGUCGACCACGUUCCCAGCAACCAUGCGGAGCUGGUUCAACCAGGCGUGCAAGGCCGCCGCGGGCCAGUUCGACGCUGGUGUUACCAAAAGACUAAAAGCGUGGAAGAAGGGUAUCGGGUACGCUGAAAGAAUCAUGAACGACCCCGCGUUGGCCCCGUCACAAAUCAGAAAAAUGUCGACGGCGGGCCACCAGGUCGGCAUCCCCGUCAGCGUGUUUGUCAGGGCGGGCUGCGCGUUCUUUCGAGCCGCUUCUUCUCCACCUUCGCUCGCGGCGUGGGCGACGGCGUGCGACGCGUGCAAGGCUGAUGAUGAUGCCCAGCAUGAUUUAGAUGUUUGUAGGGACGGUCAUCAUACGUCAGAAACAGCUCGAGACGCCGCGCAGUACUUAUUAGAUGAAUCUAGGCGAGUGUCGUCAGAAUGCUCGACGCACGCCACAGAUUUAGUCAACAGGCACACGGCCGCUUUAGCGCGCUUCGGCGAAUUGGAGUCCACAAGAUGGCGCUGGGACGGGCGCAACGCCUGGCUCGCGGCGCACCACGCCCACCUGAACCACGAGGCCGCUUGUGCGGCCGCGGUCGCGUCGUUCGCGGGGGGGCUGCCUUCAGCGGAAAAUGCGCGGAAGAAUUUUGUCGAUGAGGUCCGAAAGCUGUGUGCUGUCUUCCCGUCGUCGCUGGAAGUCCACGCCUCGCUCCACGUCCAAGUGCCGCGGAGCUCCAUGAAGGCCCUUGCACCCUUGUCGGACGACGACGUCUGCGACAUCGGGGGGCAGGGCGAGGGCGGGUCCGCUUUUAGGAGAUGGGACAACCAAGGUUUAUUACCAGGAGGCAUCGAGGGGGCCGUGGCCUUUGGCGCCGCCGCCGUCGAGGCUGAAAGGAGCAGAGUGGUCGUCAUGUGCGAUUCCUUGGGAGACGGGGCGCGGUGGCUCUGUGCAUCGUAUUGUCGGGCCCGACCGAAACCUGGUCAGAGGUCCCUCUGCCGCGUCUUCGUGGAUCGAGGGGGAGGUGCCUCGGUUAUACCGUGCCAUGCGACGGGCGAACAGUUGAGACGUCCGGUGUCGCCGACAAGAGCUGCAGCUCGCAAAGCGGAGGAAGCCCGAGAAACGGCGCCUCCCUUAGUAUUGGCGCUGCGCGAGGCUGUGAAAGGCGACCCCGAUGUUAUUUUAGUAGACCUGCCGGACGCGUGUUUACAAAAGGGUUUGUUGAGAGAGCUCCUGGAGCCCCUCGAACCUCUACUAAGGGCGCGGCACGAUUCGGUACGAGUGGCGACGGCGCGCGCGCCGCUGGCGCGUUGUUUGCGCAUGGUCUACGGCCCCGCGUCCUCCGCGCCGGAGCCCGUCGCGCCGACGGGCGGGCCGCGCUUAGUUUUUAGAAUUGCGGCCCCGGCCGGCGCCGUGCAGUCUGCAUUGGGGACGCCGGCGAACGACUGUCGACAUGCGCUCUCAUUGGUCGACUUCGCGCCGGAGCUUGAAGAAGCGGCUCAGCGCCUCGCGGCCUUUGGGUUGAUCGGGGUGGAUGACGGGCCGUUCGUGGGCGCCUACGAUAAAGCUGCGGAAUUCAGAGAUAAGGCCUUCCUGGCCGCUUUGGCUGCGAGAGAUGAUGAUGAUGACGUCCUCGACAUCGCGAUCGACAUGGACCCCAAGGCUUUAUGUGCGGCCGCUCCGAAGCCUCCCAAGGGCAAGUCGGCGUCGUCGGCGCAAUUUAAGUUGCAAGCCAAACAGAACGCGCCGAAGAUCGUCGCCGCGGCGCGGCGCCGGAGCGGCGUUGAAAGAAGGGCGGUCCAGGCCGACGAGAAGUUCCAGAAAGCUAGGUUGCACGUCGAGGAGGGUGAAAAGGCGCUCUUACCGCUCGCUAGAACGUACGCGCAGGUCGUCGCGGCCUGCGACGGCGUCUGCGGGCCCGGGGCCUACAACGCCGCGGCGCAGCGCGCGCGGCGCGCGACGGCGCCCUUCGCCGACCACCUUCUCAGAUUCGCGGCCGUGGCCAAGUUCUUGGAGACGGACGACGCGACCUGGUCGGAGACGGACGCCGCGGAGGCACGCCGCGCGGCGUUCGACCUCGAGCGGCCGCGGUUGCUGGCGGCGGACGUCGCGCCCGUGGCGCUUGCUUUGGCGCUGCGGGCGGCCGAUGAUAGUGACACGAAGCGCAAGCUUCUGGAUCAAACGUUGGAUGUACAGGCGGUCGUCGACCGCUACCGGUCGCGCUCGAAAGAUUCGCUGACGGUGCUGGCGUGGCUCGACGGUGAAGUGGUUGCCGAGGCGCCCGCGCCGGCCGCGUGCGCGCCCGCCUGCGCGCCGGCGUGCGCGCCGGCGCCCGCGCCGGCCUCGCUCGUCACGGAGGCGCCGGCGCCGGCGCGCGACCCCUGGCCCGACGCGGAGACGCGAAAGCGCCUCGCGACGACCGAGGCGGCGCUGCCCGAGCUGCGCGGGCUCUGCGAGACCAUCCACGAGAAUGAAGAAAAAUGGCGAUCCGAGACGCCGGAAGAGUAUCUGGAUACGGUCCCGGGCAACGCCGUGGCGAAGCUCCUCGUGCUCCGGUGCCUCCGGCCCGACCGCUUCGUCGCGGGCUGCAAGCUCCACGCGAAGCGUUGUUUAGGCGACGACGGCGCGCCGCACGUCGCCGUGCCGACGCCCGCGUCGCAGUGGCCCCCGUCGCCGAGCGAGGAGGCGGACCCGGGCACGGCCGCGGCCGUCGCGCUGCGGGUCGCGGGGGCCUGCAGGGCGGCGGCCUGCGACCGCCCCGUCCUCAUCCUGCGGACGGCGGCCUGCGAGGACGACGCCGUGGCGCUGCGGCCGGCGAUCGCCGCCGCGGCGCGGCUGUGGGCCGCGCCCGAGGGGCCGCCGAACGUCGUCGAGCUGUCGCUGGGCUCGGCGUUCCGGUGCGACGCCGCCGCGACGAAGCUGGCCGAGAGCCGCGUGACGGGGUCCUGGAUUUUACUAAGGCACGCGCAGCUCGCCGAGGACUGGCUGCCUUCCUUACUCGCGCAGUACGACCAGCUCGACGCCCAGGUGCUCGACCGCGCCGCGCGGUUCCGGGAGCAGGUCCAGGAAUUCCUGGACGAGGGCAAGGGCGAGAAGCAGGCCGUCGCCCUGGCGACGGCGGCGGGGCCGCGCGAGGGCGUGCUGAGCGGGGGCAUUACGUAUGAUGCGCCGGCGAAGGCGCCCCACGCGCGGCACCGGCUCAUCCUGGAGAUGGUCGUGCCGCCCGGUUAUUCUACGGAGACGUGUCGCGCGCCGCGCGACCUCGCGAAGCGUUGUAUUUGUGUCGCGACGGCGCCGCCCGCGUCGCUGCGGCAGCGACUGGUCUGGGGCGUUGCGGAUGGAGGCGGCGCGCUGUCCUCGACGAAACUGUACCAGCGGUUAUCGGAUGAGCAGCAGCGCAUGGGCUACGCCCAGGUCUUGCUGCACGCUUUGAUAAGAACGCGGCGCGACUUUGGCGGCCGCGGGUUCAGCCAUCGCGUGACGCCGGGGCAGGCGGCCUGGUGCGCGUGGGCUGCUUUAGCUGUGCGGCAGGCGCCGGGCGCGUCGUGCAAUGCGUUAGGCGCCAAGGCCCACACGAAGGUGGACACGGAGGGCGGCCAGGACGCCUGGGGCCGGACCUUCGACGCGACGCGGGGCGAACGGCGCGGCGGCGGCAGGAAGGACGGCGACGAGCCCUGCUGGUCGCUCGGCGUCGGCGACCGGUUCCCUGCCACAAAAGACGCGCGCGCGCAAUUGGCGCUGGGUGAUAUCAAUGCGGCCUAUGCGAACAUCGACCACGCGCGCCUGAGCCGCGCCGAGCGCUGCGACUCCGCGGUGUCGGCCGCGCUCGGGCGUAUUGCGUUAAAGUGCUCCGACGCGGCCGCUGCGUAUCAAGUGCCCGACUGGGAGAAAGCACCAGAUGCGCGCGGCCAGAAGAGCUGGGACGGCGUGCUGCAGUGGAUCCGGUCCCUCGACGAUCGAAUAGAUGCGCAGCUCGUGGGCUUCGGUGAAAGCGAGGCCCGGGCGGUAAAUGAGUGCGAGGAACGCGCCGUGGCCGCAAGCGCCGCGCGGGCGGCGGCGACGCGCGGCGCCGUGAAGCGGUGGCGGCGCGUCCGCGCGGCCUUCGCCAUCGGGCAAGACGCCAAGAUGUCCGCGGCGAUGGCGGCGGGGACCGUGGCCGCCGUGGCGCGCGCGUGCCGGGGCGAUCCAAGCGAUACGGCCGAACCCGUGGACGAGGCGUGGGCCGCGGCGCGCCGGCGCGAGCGGACGUGCUUCGACGACCUGCUGGACCUCGUGUCGCGGACGCUCGCCGACCGCGACGUGCGAGCGGCAUUAGAAGUAGGGGAAACCCCAAAAGCGUGGGCCCGCGCGACGCGCCACGCCUCGGAUGUUAGGGGAGACGCUUACUCGCGGCUCGACGGCGACGAACGGAGCGCGGCGGAGGCGGUCCCGAAGCUCAACGACUGGCUCGGCCACCUGCGCAAGGUCCGGGCCCAGUUCCGGGCCUGGCCCCGCGGCGGGCCGCCCGAGGUCGCGUGGGCGCCGGGCCUCUUCCGGCCGACCGCGUUCUUCGCCCAGAUCCGGGGGCAUAGCUCGGUCCUGGUCGCGUCGUCGGGGGCGGGCGGUGUCCGUGUCAGUGGUUUGGAGUUGAGCGGCGGCGAGUUCGACAAUGACAUGAUGACUCUACGCGACGGCGCGCCCCAACCAGUCACGCUCUGGGUCCGCGGAGGCGACCAGGAAGACGGCUACGACCUUCCGCUGUAUACGGCGGCAACACGCGGCGAGCUCUGCGCGACGCUCCGCGUCCGGACGGCCUGUCCCGACGACCUGGCGCUGCGGGGGUGUGCGCUCGUCGUUUCUCUCUAA